Molecule: messenger RNA, 519 nt
Organism: Monascus purpureus
Lineage: Eukaryota; Fungi; Ascomycota; Eurotiomycetes; Eurotiales; Aspergillaceae
Source: the annotation of a GenBank genome assembly
AUGAUUGUAACCCCCCGUUUCCAUUUGCUCGAACUGGGUGAUCAGACUUGGUGUCCAGAAUGGUUACGCGAAUACUCGCACCUAGCGCGCAUUAAAAUAUGGAAAACGCGAAUCCCCGGCACAAAGGGCUCGCCCGCGUUGCAGGCCUGCGAUAUCCUGCUGCGCCAUCUGCCGGAUAUUGGCUCCUACACCAUGAUUGACUCUUGUGCGGGCGGCGGGGGCCCCAUCACCAUUUUCGAGGACACUCCCAACGCUUGGCUUGCAGCCCGCCAUGAGCAGCCAGUGCGAUUUAUCCUGACUGACCUGUACCCGUCCUUGAGCAAGCGGGCCGCCAUGGCCCGCCAGAGCUCGAAUAUCUCCUACAUCGCGCAGCCUGUGGACGCGACCCAGGCCCGCCGGCUGGCAGAGCCUGGCAAGAAGGAAUGCCGCCUGUUCAAUCUUUGUUUCCAUCACUUUGACGACCCAGCGGCGGCGAAGGUGCUGAGAAGUGCGAUCCAAUCCUCGGAUGCGUUUGUGUAA